CUGUAGAUACCCUGCGGUGCAUUAUUUGUUUAUCCAGAAUUGUCUGUAAAUUUUCAUUUUCAGAUAUCUUUCCUCACAAAAAAGUACGGCAACUUUUUUUGUAAUUUGAUCCGUAAAUGAUUGUUGAAGUGUAAGAUAAGGGGCAACCUGUACGACAACACUUACCUGGUGAUAUAAGCUUAACCUCACUAGGCUGAAAGUGGGGCCACUGUCAACUGUCAGCUGCAGCAGUGUCCAGUGUGUGUUUAGUCAUCUGAGGUGAGGACGAUCUCUCAGCCAGAUCGCCUCUAACAAAUACAGUAACUUCAAUUCCAAAGGAUGAACUCGACGGAGGGGGCAGCGACAGUGGAGGUGUUUGGGUCCACUUCGAGGUUCAAGGUGGUGGAUUAUAUAGUGUUCAGCGCCAUGUUGGUUAUCUCCGUGGCCAUCGGGGUGCACAGCGCCCUGAGAGGACGCGGCACUUCCUCCACUCAGGAGUACUUGCUCGGGGGGAGAACCAUGCCCAUCCUCCCUGUCGCCCUCUCACUUCUCGGUGGAGCCAUAUCGGCCAUAUCAAUACUUGGGAAUGCCACAGAGAUGUACUUCUAUGGGACACAGUUGGUCAUGAACCUUGGUGGGUGUGUGGUGGGCACCCUGGUGAUGCGGAAUAUCUUGCUGCCAGUCCUCUAUCCUCUCAACAUCAUCUCCAUGUUUGAGUACAUAGAGAUGAGGUUCAAGUCACAGCUGCUACGGAAGAUGGCGACGGCGAUUCAGCUGCUGGCAUCCAUGGUGUAUGUGGGAAUUUGUCUCUACGGUCCGUCCCUCACCCUCUCCUCCGUCACCAGCCUCCCCAUCUGGGCCUCCUGCCUGAUCAUGGGUUUCAUCUGUUCCUUCUACAUCACUAUUGGCGGGGUGAAGGCGGUGGUGUACACAGAUGUGGUGCAGACACUUAUCAUGUUCGGCGGGGUGUUGGUGGUGUCCGUUUUGUGCUGUGUACAACUAGGCGGUCCAGGCAUUGUGUGGACCAUCGCUGACCAAGGCGGACGACUUGAGUUCUUUAACAUGGACACUAGUCCUUUUGUGCGCCACACGUUCUGGUCGACACAAGUGCUGGGGAUGUACGUGGUGCUCAGCAUGGCCGGCCUCAACCAGCCGCAGUUCCAGAGGUUCGUCUCCGUCAAGAACCUGAAACAAUCACAGUCACUCUGCAUUUUGUUCAUCGUGGGGCUGUUCAUGCUGUGGGGAGUCUUCUACUUUUCUGGCCUGGUCGCCUAUGCCGUCUACAGCGACUGUGAUCCUCUCACCUCUGGAAGAAUUGAAAAGCCUGACCAGAUCAUUCCCUACCUGGUGACGGACAAGUUGAGUCACCUGGUGGGUAUGUCAGGUCUCUUUGUGGCGUCUGUGUAUGGCGGCGUCCUCAGCUCAUUGUCAUCACAUGGGAACUCCAUAGCGUGUAUCAUCUGGGUGGACUUCCUGAAGGAGAGAGAUUACUUCAAGAACAUCAGUGACCGCAGUGCCACCAACUUCAUCAGAGUCUUGUCCUCCAUGACGGGUGUGGUGGCCAUCUGUAUGGGUUUGGUAGUGGGCAAGUUGGGCACCAUCUUCCAAGUGGCAUAUAGCCUCCUCAGUGCCAUUAAGGGCCCCCUCAGCGGCAUCUUCCUGGUGGGCAUCUGUGCUCCCUGGGUCAACACCAAGGGGGCAACGGUAGGCUUUACACUGGCCUUCCUGUUCAACAUGUGGAUGGUGAUCGGCAAAUUCGUUACGGGUAGCAGCACUCCAAAGAAGCUGCCCCUCUCCACCCUGGGAUGUCCAGAGAACCUCUUAAAUGUCACCCUUUCCACCACCACCACCCCCACCACCAUUACUACCAGUCCUGAGUCUGGCAGCCACACCAUGUAUGACAUCUCUUACUGCUACAACGGCAUCACAGGAGUCCUCAACACCUUCAUCAUCAGCACUCUCGUCUCCCUCUGUACAGGUCCGAUGGCGCCGCAGGACGUGGAGGCGAAGCUAGUGAACGCGACGGCUGCUCGACUGUAUUUGUGGCUGUGGAGGCUGGUGAAAGGCCACCACCAUACUGCUACUACCACCACACCAGACAAGGAGGCCCAAGCACACAUGCUCUCUCCUCUCGAUUUACAAACCCCAAUGGAGUGAUCUUCGGUGCUAAGUGUGACAAUCAAUGCAAUGAAAAGUUGCAGCCUCGCACCUUGUCCUCAUACAGUACAUGACGUCUCGGCCUAGUACAGUACCUCUCAGUUUCGUAGUGCCUAUUCUCUCACACACAUACACAUAAAUUCACAGCCUACUGAGAAGAGUACAAUAUGUUUCUUCCACCUUUAUUUGAAUAUACUGUAUGGGCAAAAUCUCUGUAUUUUUAUAAAUUAAGUUUUCAUAUCCUUUACUUGCCAUUACUUGUGUCUUUACAGCAUUAAUAAGUCUACUGUAUAUUCCUUAUAUUUUAUCACUUAUCUGUACAGCAAGUGAUGUCUUAUCAUUGUUACGAGUUGGGGAUUUUGAAUAUAGUUAAAAGUCUACCCAGAUCCCAACAGGCAACAACAACAAAAAACAAAGACAAUCGGACUAUAAAAGGGUAGACAAAAGAUGCGAGUUUUU
Molecule: messenger RNA, 2595 nt
Organism: Homarus americanus (American lobster)
Lineage: Eukaryota; Metazoa; Arthropoda; Malacostraca; Decapoda; Nephropidae
Product: sodium-coupled monocarboxylate transporter 1-like
Exons: 11
Coding region: 319-2136 (605 amino acids)
Biological process (GO): sodium ion transport; transmembrane transport
Cellular component (GO): membrane
Molecular function (GO): symporter activity
Source: RefSeq, a predicted model, not a curated record